CAUCCUCUGUUCGUCUCAGCCACCAUCAAUAACUCCGGUUGGUGUACACUCUAUAUAUACACGUUAUUCGAUUAAUCGACCUUUCUCAUCUCAAGUCUCAUCAGUCGGUGCAGUGGAGUACUGGUACUCUACUGUCUACUCAUCUAUCUCUUCUGGACCUCUUUUGUGGUUUUUUUUUUUUUUUGAGAGAGAACCUCUCGUGUGGUUAUGUCAGCAGCCGGCGGGGGUCCUGGCGCCUCGCCGGCGGCGGCGGCGGCGAAGAGGCCGAGCAGGUACGAAUCGCAGAAACGGCGUGACUGGCAGACGUUCGUGCAGUACCUGGCGGCGCACCGUCCACCGCUCGUGCUGCGCCGGUGCAGCGGCGCCCACGUACUCGAGUUCCUCCGCUAUCUCGACCGCUUCGGGAAGACCCGCGUCCACGCUCCGCCCUGCCCGGCCUACGGCGUACGCGCGAUAACGGCGACGGCGCCGUGCCAGUGCCCACUCCGCCAGGCGUGGGGCAGCCUCGACGCGCUCGUCGGCCGCCUACGCGCCGCCUUUGAAGAGCGCCACAGCCGCAGCGGCAGCGUGCCGCCACAGCAGCAGCACGAUGCCAGUUGCAACCCCUUCGCUGCGCGCGCCGUGAGGCUAUACCUGCGUGACGUCCGCGAUGCGCAGUCUAGGGCGCGCGGCAUCUCCUACCACAAGAAGAAGAAGAAGAAGCGCAAGCUUGACGCUGGAAGUUGCACGACGGAGGCCUCGUCGACCUUCAAGAACGGCGGCGGCGCGGACGCGAACUCGGACGGCGAACGCGGGCACACGACUACCAUGACAACGAUGGCUAACGUGGCGCCGGUGCCGCAAGCACCGCCACCUCUGCCACCUCUGCCGUCAUGCCUGGCCGGGAUACCGUUGGAAUGCUACGACACGGGAAACGUCGUUGGGGGAUCUACUGGCGCCAGCUGCUACGGCGGCAUAUACUUGCCGUUGCUCUUCAACACAUUUAAUUAACGUCUUCGUAGGCUCAUAGCUUAGCCUCACUGCCUCGUAGUGCCAGUAAUAUCCGAUUAUAAUCAACUUCGAGUGCGUCGUAACGUUCGCUUUGCUUAAUUUUUAGUUGUUCCCAUCAUUCAAGUCCUCGUGAAAAUGAGAUAGCUUCCAACAAACGAUUUCUGCAUGCGCCUAGCAAUUGUUUGCAAAUCGUAUAUCCUUCUAUUUCGAAAUUAGUUUUGCUAGGUCGCGUGAGACUUGGUUGUGUCUCAGUUAAUACUAUAUUUGUUUCAUUUUGUAUGAAGAUUUAUACGAUUUUCAGUUGUUCC
Molecule: messenger RNA, 1298 nt
Organism: Hordeum vulgare subsp. vulgare (domesticated barley)
Lineage: Eukaryota; Viridiplantae; Streptophyta; Magnoliopsida; Poales; Poaceae
Product: protein G1-like
Exons: 1
Coding region: 208-990 (260 amino acids)
Biological process (GO): mRNA transcription; response to light stimulus
Cellular component (GO): nucleus
Source: RefSeq, a predicted model, not a curated record